This is a messenger RNA of Pelobates fuscus (common spadefoot toad), 1479 nucleotides long. It is a transcript of the gene RABL3, whose product is annotated as RAB, member of RAS oncogene family like 3. The record is from RefSeq and is a predicted model, not a curated record. Bases 28 to 735 code for a protein of 235 amino acids. Gene Ontology annotation, molecular function: GTPase activity. Gene Ontology annotation, cellular component: endomembrane system. Gene Ontology annotation, biological process: intracellular protein transport. NCBI's taxonomy places the organism in Eukaryota, Metazoa, Chordata, Amphibia, Anura, Pelobatidae. The transcript has 8 exons.
GCUGGCUUGUUAUGGCAAUGUGUCAAUAUGGCGGCGCUGGACAGAGUGAAAGUGCUGGUGUUGGGGGACUCGGGUGUCGGGAAGUCAUCAUUUGUUCACCUGUUGUGUCAGAACCAAGUCUUGGGAAAUCCAUCCUGCACAGUCGGCUGCUCUGUGGAUGUCAGGCUCCAUGAAUACAGAGAAGGCACCCCAGAGGAGAAGACAUAUUAUAUUGAGUUAUGGGACGUGGGAGGAUCUGUGGGCAGUGCCACCAGUGUGAAGAGUACCAGGGCAGUAUUCUACAAUGCUGUGAAUGGGAUUAUCCUUAUCCAUGAUUUGACAAACAAGAAAUCUUCUCAGAACCUGUAUCGCUGGUCGCUGGAAGUCCUGAACAAAGACCAGCAGCCCACCGGUGUCCUGGUGACAAAUGGAGAUUAUGACCGAGAGCAGUUUGCAGAUAACCAGCUUCCCCUGCUGGUCAUUGGGACUAAACUGGACCAAAUCCCUGAGGCAAAACGUAACGAGGUUCUGACCCGCACGGCGUUCUUAGCAGAGGACUUUAAUGCUGAAGAGAUUAAUCUGGACUGUACCAGCACUCGUUACCUGGCCGCAGGCUCGUCCAACGCCGUCAAGCUUAGCCGGUUCUUUGACAAAGUAAUUGAAAAAAGAUACUUCUCCAGGGAUAGCUCUACGAUCCCAGGAUUCUCAGACAGGAAGCGAUUUGGAGGAUCGUUUAAGAGUCUUCACUAUGACUGAGGAAGUCAAUGGACACCGGAGAGUAUACAUGUCAACAUGAAGGCUUCGGACGUGUUUGUCUCUUUGUGUUGAGAUUUCCUCGGGCUACAACCCUGAUUGUUUGUGCACCAUUACUCUGUAACGGGAACUCACCAGAAUUAGGACUUACAGACUUCUAAUCAUUGUGGACUCAUUAAAUCUGAGCCAGCAUUCCCAAUCUGGCAGCUGCAACUACGAGAUGGGAGAGACUCUAAGUGACUCCUUUAAUGUUAAAGGAAAUAAAGUUCCUUUAGGUUUACUUUUCUGUUGAGGUCUGUUCACUAUCUGAGGCUGGUAUUUCUUUCUCUGAAAUGUUCCCAAGUAAUCUAUAAGCAUCCACCAGAACGGAUGAUCUACGUACGGUCUACAAAGAGUGAUGAGACGUAGAUCAAUCUCCAUUACAACUUUCCGGUUGUAAAAAGGUUGAAGUAGGGAUCCCAGCAUGUUUGUGACAUUAUGUACAUUGUGUCCUUUGUACGGAGAGAGAUGGCAUACGGUUAUUGUGAGAUUUGGAGGACAUUAUGAGAAAAGUACUGUCAAGCCUCUUUGCCAGGCAGCAGGUAAAGGGUAACACAAUUGGUAGCGAGUCAGGUAAGACUGAAUGUCGAUCCGUUUAGAUUUUUAUUUUCCAGUAGAUAAGCUCACUUAACCAUUUACAGGUUUAAUCAAUUCAUUAAUGUGACACAAGGGAUAAAUCUAAGUUUGCACAGCCAUAAGAUAAUUUAG